Molecule: messenger RNA, 2067 nt
Organism: Malaclemys terrapin pileata
Lineage: Eukaryota; Metazoa; Chordata; Testudines; Emydidae
Gene: METAP2
Product: methionyl aminopeptidase 2
Exons: 11
Coding region: 79-1527 (482 amino acids)
Biological process (GO): proteolysis
Molecular function (GO): metalloaminopeptidase activity
Source: RefSeq, a predicted model, not a curated record
GAGUGCUGCGCGGGUGGCGUCGGCGUGGGGAGCGGGGCGGUCCCGCUGGCCUCUCCAUCUCUGUCAGGCCGCGGCAACAUGGCGGGCGCGGAGCAGGGGGCGAGCCCGGAGCAGGCGGAGAAGCACCUGAACGGGGAGCUGCUGCUGGAGCCUGAGGACGCGGAGGGCGGCGCGGCGGGGCCCGGCGCCGAGGAAGGCGCCAAGAAGAAGCGGCGGAAAAAGAAGAAGAGCAAAGCCGCCUCCGCGGGACAACAAGAGACAGAGAGAGAAUUAGAGAGUGCUCUUGAUGUAGCAAAACAGUUGGAUAAACAAACACUGGAGGAGAAGGAAAAAGAUGAUGAUGAAGAAGACGGAGAGGGUGAAGGAGAUGGAGCAACAGGGAAGAAAAAGAAGAAAAAGAAAAAGAAGAAAGGGCCUAAGGUGCAGACAGAUCCACCUUCUAUUCCAAUAUGUGAUCUAUUUCCCAGUAGCAUAUUUCCAAAAGGAGAAGAAUGCGAAUAUCCACCAACACAAGAUGGGCGAACUGCUGCUUGGAGAACUACAAGUGAUGAAAAGAAAGCACUAGAUCAAGCCAGUGAAGAGAUUUGGAAUGAUUUUCGGGAGGCUGCUGAGGCACACAGACAAGUGAGGAAAUACGUUAUGAGCUGGAUCAAACCUGGAAUGACAAUGAUAGAAAUCUGUGAAAAACUCGAAGACUGCUCACGCAAACUGAUAAAAGAAAAUGGUUUAAAUGCAGGUCUUGCAUUUCCCACUGGAUGUUCUCUGAAUAACUGUGCAGCCCACUACACUCCCAAUGCGGGAGAUCCUACAGUAUUGCAAUAUGAUGAUAUUUGCAAAAUAGACUUUGGAACACACGUUAGCGGUCGUAUUAUUGACUGUGCUUUUACUGUUACGUUCAAUCCAAAAUAUGAUAGACUGUUACAAGCAGUAAAAGAUGCUACUAAUACUGGUAUAAAGUGUGCUGGAAUAGAUGUUCGUCUCUGUGAUGUUGGUGAAGCGAUCCAAGAAGUUAUGGAGUCCUAUGAGGUUGAAAUUGAUGGCAAAACAUAUCAAGUGAAACCAAUUCGCAAUCUGAAUGGACAUUCAAUUGGGCCAUAUAGGAUACAUGCUGGAAAAACUGUGCCCAUUGUGAAGGGAGGAGAAGCAACAAGAAUGGAGGAAGGUGAAAUAUAUGCUAUAGAAACUUUUGGUAGCACAGGAAAGGGUGUUGUUCAUGAUGACAUGGAAUGUUCUCAUUAUAUGAAAAAUUUUGAUGUUGGGCACGUGCCAAUAAGGCUUCCAAGAGCAAAACAUUUGCUCAAUGUUAUCAAUGAAAACUUUGGCACUCUUGCCUUCUGCCGCAGAUGGCUAGAUCGUCUGGGAGAAAGUAAAUAUCUAAUGGCUCUGAAGAACCUGUGUGAUUUGGGUAUAGUGGAUCCAUAUCCUCCCUUAUGCGACAUUAAAGGCUCAUAUACCGCCCAGUUUGAGCAUACCAUAUUAUUGCGCCCAACAUGCAAAGAAGUUGUCAGCAGAGGAGAUGACUAUUAAACUCAGUGUCACCUCAACGCCUUUAUGCUCUAGGCUUUGUUGGAACAUGUUAUACCAGAAUUAAUUUGCACCGUAUUGUCUGUUUUAACAGUGGACCGAUGUAAUACUUUCCAUGUUUGGAAAGAAAGGAAUUUAAUCAAAGGCAAGUCUUCUAAUGUAACUAACCAAGGAAAAAGCUUUCAUGCCUCUAGAAAUAUUUCAGAAGGUUACGUAUAUUUUUUUCUGUUCAGGGAAAUAUGUGCUAUAAAGCUCAAUUUUUAGUUUGGAAUGAGUUAUACAUUUUGUUUUGAACAUUUAUGAUAAGAAAUGCUUUUCAAAUAUUUAUAUUACCAUAUUCCUACUUGAAUGCUUUGAAUGAUUACACCUGACUUCUGCGCCUAAGCCCUCUAUGGUAUUGCCUUUUAAAUUUCCUGGAAUCCAUUUUGUAAAAAAUAGACAAAUUUUCAGAUUUUAAAAACAUAUAUACUUUUUAAAAGUCUGGUUCUGACUCUGAGCAGGAGUCUGCUGGGGAACUGCUCUAUUAAAUAAUAAUAAAAAAUA